AUGGUAACAACAAGAAGAGCUUCUGCUGCUAAAGCUGCUGCAGCCACUGGUAGUAACUCUGGUGGCACCUCUCCUCCUGCCGCUGACCAUCGCGCACUUUACAAACGUACAAGUAUUGCAAGAACACCCGCUGAAUUAAAACAACGAAGAAUGGCCAUUGACGAAAGUCUUCGUAAAAAGCACCGUGAGCAACUCAUUACCGCUAAACGGUAUCGUAACCUCAACCGACAAGAAGAGUUGGAAUCAGCUGGUGAAGAAGACCCUUUAGCUGAUAAAAACGACGACGAUGAGGAAAUCAGUCCUUAUUACAGAUUAUCUACAGCACAAGUAGAAGCUUUGGCUAAAGAUCUUUCCAGUGAUGAUAAAGCCACUCGCAUUGAAGCUGCUCAACAUAUCGGUAAAUUUGUCUUGGAACCCGCUAAAGCUUUAAUCAAGUACAUUACCGAGGGAGAUUGUAUUAAAACACUUACCCACAUGAUUUCUGGAUCAAACCUGGAUGAACAAACAGAAGCCGCUCAAACCAUCUCUAAUAUUGCUGCUGGUUCAUAUGAUCUUUGGAUCAAGUCAGUAUCUACUGUACCUUACCUCAUCUCUCUCUUGGACUCUGACAACAUGAAUCUUCGCGAAAUUGCUGCUGGUGCAUUGGGCAACAUGGCUGCUGAAGACUUGGGCGACAUGAACGAUGAAGAUGACAAAGUUCGCGCUAAAAUUCGUGAUAAUGGUGCCAUUCAACCUCUUGUACGUAUGCUGGAUAGUCAAGAUGUUCGUCUGAUCCAAUCCGCCUGUUUCGCUCUUGCCAAUCUUGCCCGUGGUCAAGAAGCCCAACUUUCUGAAUUCUUUACCACGGGUCUCACCGACAAGCUCUUGAAACAUCUGUCCAAUCAGGAUACAGCUACUGAAGUUUGUUGGGUCGUCAGUUAUUUAACCGCAGGAAGUGAAAAGUUUCGUCAAGAGGUCAUGGAAAAGAACUUUGGUCCACCUCUCGUCAGUGAUUUAGCUACCUUGGCUGAUCAAGGUCCUGUCGUCUUACCCGUACUGAGAACCUUGGGAAAUUUAGCUGGUACCGAAGCGUUUUUAAAACGUUUGGCCGAGCAGGAACAGUUCCUAAGAAGUGUCGUGGCUCUCACCAAAUCAGAUCAAAGAGUCGUAAAGAAGGAAGCUCUUUGGGUUCUGUCCAACAUUACAUCCAGUCAAGAUCCUGAAAUCAUUAAACAAGUUGAAGACCUCCAUGCUAUUGAUAACUUGACUGACCUGGUGGGUCGAGGAGCAUUUGACAUUCGCAAAGGCGCUGCUUAUUGUAUCAUGAACAUUGCCAAUCACGGUCCCGAACAUCUUGACAAACUUGCACAUAAACAAUUAUUACCUGCUUUUCUUGAACUCUUAAAAUCGCAGGAUGCGGAUAUGAUGCGUUUAGGAUUGGGUUAUAUUGAAUUGUUACUUACACAGGCCACUCAUGGUAAACAAAUCAUUGACAGUGUCCCCGAUUGUAUGGAAGCACUUGCUGCUGUAGCACCUGCUCCUGAUCCAGAGUUAUUUGCAUUGGCCAAUAGAUUAGUAGAUCAAUAUUUCGGUGAAUCUCCCGAUAUGAAAGAAUAA
Messenger RNA from Mucor mucedo, 1596 nucleotides. RefSeq names its product armadillo-type protein. Gene Ontology annotation, cellular component: nucleus. The record is from RefSeq and is a predicted model, not a curated record. Gene Ontology annotation, biological process: NLS-bearing protein import into nucleus. The transcript has 8 exons. Bases 1 to 1596 code for a protein of 531 amino acids. Gene Ontology annotation, molecular function: protein binding; nuclear import signal receptor activity. NCBI's taxonomy places the organism in Eukaryota, Fungi, Mucoromycota, Mucoromycetes, Mucorales, Mucoraceae.